GGCUUCGUUGGAGGCAAAAACAUCUGAAAGUGGCUAUCGUUGUUAGCAGUUCAAAACAAGAUCGCAAUAUAAACUCGAGUGCAUUUAAGUGUGAAAAGGACAGAAUACCAAGGAGAGCAAACAUGGAUGCAGGUGAAGACCAAAACACAGGCACCACCAACGGAAAUCCUCCGACAAGUGGGAACUCUCGUGCACCCCAGAUAGCCCACAUGUCUCUAUAUGAGAGACAGGCUGUACAGGCUCUUCAAGCGCUGCAAAGACAGCCAAAUGCAGCUCAGUACUUCCAGCAGCUGAUGCUGCAGCAGCAGAUCAACAGUGCCCAACUUCACAACUUGGCCGCCGUGCAACAGGCUGCUACGCUUGCAGCUAGUCGACAGUCCAAUACGCCAAGUAACAGCAUGUCCCAGGCAACCAACACAGUCAACCUAAGCACCACGUCUGCAGGAGGUACCAUGACCAAUCCCCGUCCCCACGGUCCGGCCACCUCCGCAACAACAACCGCUCUCAACCAGUCAGUGCUGCUAGGUGGAAACCCUGCAGGACAGGGGCAGAUGUACCUCAGGGUCAACCGCUCUCUUAGGGCUCCCCUUGCCUCUCAGCUCAUCUUCAUGCCUGGUGGUACAGCAACAGCUACUGUAGCAACAGUUGCCCAGACACAGCCCCAGCAGCAGCAGCAACAACAACAACAACAACAGCAUGAAGUCACUCCUACCACUGCCGGUGCUCAGUCUGACAAUGAUCAGGUGCAGAAUCUGGCCCUCCAUUGCACUUCUACUCCCAGAGCAGUUCCGGUAAAGUCUGAGAUUCUAGAGAGGAAAGAUGUUGCCGGCUUCCCUCUCGGUCAGCAGCAGCAGCAGCAGCAGCAGCAGGCAUUCGCCCAGACGGCUCAGCAGCAGCAAGUGCAACCACAACAGCAUCAACAGAUGGCCAAACCCAACUUUGCUCAUCAGUCCUCUGCCAACCCCAUGACUUUAAAGACUGGUACUCCUGGUGCUUCAGUAGCUCCUUCCUCCACUUCAUCUCAAGCACUCCCUCUCUCCCAGCUCCUCCUGUCCUCCUCUGCUGCCCCUGUGAUCCUGGUGCCCACCUCAAGUGUUACAACCACCACCCAGGGCUACUCCAUUGGCUCAGUGACCCAAAAAGCCAACGUUAACACGCAGACUCUGGUGGUGCAGCCCCUACAACAGGCCAGCGCUCCUACGGAAAAAGGACCUGUGCCGAUCCAGCCCAAGACCGCUCAGGGACACCGCUUACCUGUGCAGCUGCCUCCUCGACACCCACCUCACAUUCUCCCAGCGCCACCUAGCAACAGCCAGCACAUCAGUCCCCAUAUCCCCGUGCAGCUCGUGGGAGCCCGGCAGGGCUUAACAGGAAACACACAGGCGCUGGCUCUGGCACACGCACGAAGCAGCUCGGCCCACGAAGGUACAGCUGGCGGGAAUGUCAACACAGUCUCCAACAUCAGUGCUAUGGUAAGAUCGAUCAAUGAAAGGNNNGACUGUGAUGCUCCAAAUGAGAUGGCGACAGAAUCCUCUGCACCCAUGAAAGAUUCUGCUCCUCCCUUAUCCCCUGUCCCAAAGGACUCAGCUCCUCCUGUUGCAGCUGCAUUCUCAUCUCCUCCCACCCUGUUGUUGCCUCUGCCCUUGUCAAGAGUCGGGCAUGGGGACAAAGACAGAGCGCCUGUUCCCCAGGCAGUGGUCAAACCUCAAGUGCUUACCCACCUCAUAGAGGGCUUUGUCAUCCAGGAGGGAGCCGAGCCUUUCCCCGUUGCUGGACUCCUCAAAGACAGAGAUUUUGCCCUGGUUGGCCGCUCAGAGAAUGGACCUCCGUUGUUAAAGUGUGAGUAUUGUGGAAGCCUCGCCCCCGCCAGCCAGUUCAGAGGAUCAAAGAGGUUCUGUUCAAAUACCUGUGCAAAGAGGUAUAACGUGAGCUGCAGCCAACACUUCAAGACCAGCAGAGGGAGGAGUGGUGCAGGGCUGCCAACACCUCCAGCAAUCAAUGAGAGCGCUGCUAGGCGAAGAGGCCCCUCACGCAGGAGCAGUUCUAGUAUCACGUGUAAUAAAUUAUCAAGCAGGCAUCUAUCUGUUAAGUGUCACUCUGAGUCCAGCCGCUCGGAGGACGUAUCCAGCGACGGUGAAGAGGAGGACGAGUCUCCCUCCCUGUCCCCGAGCUCUUCACACUCCUGCUCCAGAGCUGAGCUCGGUGCUCCUCCGUCUGACAGCUUGGCUCCCGGGAGCCUCCCACUAGAGGGGGCUAACUUUCUCUCGGCUACUCCUGCCCAGUGGAGCGUGGAGGAAGUCUGCAGGUUUAUCUCCUCACUUCAAGGCUGUGAAGAGUUGGCCGCCCAGUUUCUGUCCCAGGAAAUAGACGGACAGGCUCUGAUGCUCCUGCGAGAGGACCAUCUCAUCUCCACAAUGAAUAUCAAGCUGGGUCCAGCUCUCAAGAUCUGCGCCUCCAUCAACACCCUGCGUGAGUGACUCAGAGGGACGUCAGGAUCACUUCCUCAUUGAUGACUCCUCACUGGAAUCAAUACGUGGACCUGCUCCCAUUUCUUUUCUUUGAGGACAGUGAGGAUGUUUUUUUUUUGUUUUUUUUACAAAACAAUGGUGCACCAUCAGUCAGGUGGAGACAUUAGGAUGCACAGUUUACUUUCUGGACAGUGAAUGUACAAAAACAUGUUGUGUGUGUGUGUACUGUUUCGUGUGAGUGGUGAGCAUGGACAGUCUGUGUCCAUGUCAGAAGUGUUUGUCAGGUUUCUUUCUGUCACUGUGUAGAAUCCUUCUGUAUGUGUACUCAUCCUGCAGUAGUCUGUGCGUCUAGGACAGUUCACAUGUUGGGUGGGAAAAGAAAAGAACGUUGCCUUCUUGCUGUAUUUCAAAUGGUGCUUUAACUUUAGUGGCAUGAUAUGGAGUGAUGUCCACUUCAUUUAUAUAUUUGUCUUUUUAGUAGUUACCUGUUUAUUUACCAUAGAUGUUCUAUCUAGGCUCCAAUCACACCAAGUAGAGGACACUAAGUGCCUGGUAUUUUAAUUAGUUCAUUUUACCAGUUCUCAAAAGUUUAGUUUUGUAUCUUUUCCAUUUUGUACUACAAUCAAAAUUAUUUUUUCAUGGAUAUGAUAUAGUUGUAGUAGCUUUAAUCAACUGAACUACCUGAAAAUAGGUAUUCCUCGUGGUUUGCUCUCUCAAGGGGCUGAAUGGAAGUGCUCUGUGUACAUGUAUGCAGUACUACCAAUAAACAAUACCUGUUACUGGA
Messenger RNA from Anarrhichthys ocellatus (wolf-eel), 3252 nucleotides. It is a transcript of the gene phc1, whose product is annotated as polyhomeotic homolog 1. The transcript has 14 exons. The coding region runs from base 123 to 2477 and encodes 784 amino acids. Gene Ontology annotation, cellular component: nucleus; PRC1 complex. Gene Ontology annotation, molecular function: zinc ion binding; histone binding; chromatin binding. The record is from RefSeq and is a predicted model, not a curated record. NCBI's taxonomy places the organism in Eukaryota, Metazoa, Chordata, Actinopteri, Perciformes, Anarhichadidae. Gene Ontology annotation, biological process: negative regulation of DNA-templated transcription.